CCUAAAACGGCCACAGUAGAAACUUGAACAAUGGAAUCUACCCUCCCCUCCUGACUGCCGGAGAUUAGCAAGCAUGGCUGCGCUUCUGGGCACGUCACUUCCGGUUGAUUCUUUGCAGUAGUAGCUCCAGGAGCCGCUUUAGAGAAGUGGCAGGAUGGCAGCUAAAGAAAAUGUCAGUCUGCCCUUCAAGCUCUAUUGCUUGCUGGUAAUGACCCUUAUUGCUGCUGCAUAUACUGUAGUUCUUCGCUACACCAGGACGGCAACAAAAGAAAUGUACUUUUCCACAACAGCCGUAUGCAUCACAGAAGUUAUUAAGUUGCUCCUGAGUGUGUGCAUUCUGGCAAAAGAAACUGGAAGUCUUAGUAGAUUGAUAACUUCUUUAAAGGACAAUGUAUUGGGGAGUCCUGUGGAGAUGCUGAAGCUGUCCGUACCAUCCCUGGUUUAUGCUUUGCAGAAUAACAUGGCUUUUGUAGCUCUGAGCAAUCUUGAUGCUGCAGUGUAUCAGGUCACUUACCAGCUGAAAAUCCCCUGCACUGCAUUGUGUACUGUAUUGAUGUUGAACCGCUCACUAAAUAAGCUGCAGUGGGUUUCUGUGUUCAUCUUGUGUGGAGGUGUCACCCUAGUGCAGUACAGUCCAGCAGAAGCCACUAAAGUACAGAUUGAACAGAAUUAUUUACUGGGCAUAGGUGCUGUUGCCAUUGCUGUGCUGUGUUCUGGAUUUGCAGGGGUUUAUUUUGAGAAAGUUUUAAAAAGCUCAGACACUUCCCUGUGGGUGAGGAACAUCCAGAUGUAUCUUUCUGGCAUUUUAGUGACGGCAUUAUGUGUAUACAUAUCUGAUGGAUCGCAAGUCAUUGAAAAGGGCUUUUUCUAUGGCUACAAUUUCCUAGUAUGGAUUGUCAUUUUGCUUGCAAGUUUUGGAGGCCUCUACACAUCAGUUGUUGUUAAAUACACAGAUAAUAUCAUGAAGGGAUUCUCUGCAGCAGCCGCCAUUGUCCUGUCCACCAUUGCAUCAGUGAUUCUUUUUGGUUUACAGAUAACUUUAACGUUCGCCAUUGGUGCACUGUUUGUUUGUGUGUCAAUAUACACAUACGGAUUGCCAAGAAAAGACACAACUACGAUAGACGUAAAGGAGCUUAGCAACAACCUCAGUGGAAAACUGAUCAGUGUGUGACGUUUGCCAGAGCAUGACCGCUGAGACUGUUACAGAGGUAACCCAGAAAAAUCAAGGACAAGUUGCAUUACUCCUUGCUUCAGGCCGUGAAGAAGCAGGCAGUAUUUGGGCCUGUCCUGGCAUGGCUUUAAAAACCAUGCUUAAAGCUGAAUGUAACAUGUGCAGGACUAUAUCAUAUGGAAGGCCAAAUCAUGUAUGUCCCAAGCAGUGGUGUAUUUAAUUGCUCAGUAUUGCUUUAAGUUAACUGAAAAGUUAACAUCUUGUAAAAGUUACAAUGAAGCAAGUAGCGUAUGAAGAAUUUUUUGCAAAGAGAAUGCCAAAUGAGGGUAAACGACUGCAACUCAUUAAAGAAUUAGUAGAACUAAUUGUGUACUGCAUGCAAGUAAAUGGCCAGUGCCAGUGGAAUAUGCUGCAGUUGUGCCCAAAUGAAGAGACUUACGCUCAAAUGCAGACAGAUUUUGCCAUCUUUAGAAUAUUCUUUUUGUUUUCACUGCUGCAGUAUUUUCAGACUUGGAAACAUGUAGUUAUUUUAUUUGCACUUUUUAAAUUUUUUAUGGGAUUGUUAGACUGAAGGCCAAGAUUUUUUUUUUUUUUUUUAAAUUAUGAAGGUAAUAAAAUUUUCUCAGUAAAAUU
Molecule: messenger RNA, 1804 nt
Organism: Xenopus tropicalis (tropical clawed frog)
Lineage: Eukaryota; Metazoa; Chordata; Amphibia; Anura; Pipidae
Gene: slc35a1
Product: solute carrier family 35 (CMP-sialic acid transporter), member A1
Exons: 8
Coding region: 155-1171 (338 amino acids)
Biological process (GO): pyrimidine nucleotide-sugar transmembrane transport
Cellular component (GO): Golgi membrane; membrane
Molecular function (GO): pyrimidine nucleotide-sugar transmembrane transporter activity
Source: RefSeq, a predicted model, not a curated record